Apis cerana (Asiatic honeybee) is the source of this 15453-nucleotide messenger RNA. RefSeq names its product RNA-binding protein 6 (gene Rbp6). Gene Ontology annotation, biological process: regulation of translation. Lineage: Eukaryota; Metazoa; Arthropoda; Insecta; Hymenoptera; Apidae. Gene Ontology annotation, cellular component: cytoplasm. Gene Ontology annotation, molecular function: mRNA binding. The record is from RefSeq and is a predicted model, not a curated record.
GAGGGCGAAGCGAGUCGGGCAAGUAGUGCAGGCGAGCGGGUGGUCGGACUUUUUCGUGGCUGGAAGCGAGGCGAGGCGAGGAAGCGAGCGAGCAAGCGAGCGGGCGAACAGGCGAGCAGGCGAGCAGGCCGCGGUCGGAGGCGGGUACGCGGUCGUGAUCUUCCCCUCCCCUCCUUGGUCGUCCCGGCGGGCAGGGACGGCGCAAGCGCGAGAUUGUCCCCCACCCCCGGUCGGCGGCGAUAAAGAGAGACGGAAGGAACGGGUUGAAGCGGGAGGUGGAUACCGGUGGUGGGAUAGAGAGAGGGAAGCGGAACGGCGAGGACGAGAGAGACGGGUUGCACGCCCCGCUACCGCCGCCGAGACUGCCGCCGCCGCCGCCACCACCGCCGCCGCCGCCGCCGUUCUUCCCCGCCGUUUAUACCUCCCCCCCUUCCCCGCGGCACCCCUUCCCCCCGCCCCGCGCCCCGAGAGCGCAGUGUCACGUCGAACCUCUCGCAGAGCGCGUCGCACGUCCGAGUACCGGCCGCCGCCCGUCAUCAGUAGUCGCCGUACCGCGCAGCCACGUAACCUCUCACCUUCUCCUUAGUUUUUAGUAGUCAGUAGUAGGGGAGAGUGUGGAGAGAAAGAGGAGAGAGAGAGAGAGAGAGAGCGAGAGAGAGGGAGAGAAAGAAAGAGAGAGAGAGAGAGAGAGAGAGCGAGAGAAAGGGAGAGAAAGUGAAAGAAGAAAAGAAAAAAAACGGAAAAGAAGAGAACGAGAAACAACGGGGAGCCGAUACUGUGAGAAAAAGGGAGAAAACGAGAGGUCGACAGCCCGUUUUUUCGUCGUCGUGAUCUCUACUCCUCGUCGCCGUCGUUGUCGUCGUCGUUUUCGACGUCGUCUCCGCCGUCGUCGUAACCGUCGUCGUCUACGUGCUACGUCUACGCCGUCUACGUCGUCGUCGUUGUCGUCGUCGUCGUCGUCGUCGUCGUCGUCGUCGUCGUCGUCGUCAUCGUCGUCGUCGUCAUCCUCCUCGUUGUCACCGUGUCCGCUGCCGCCGCCGUCGUAGUCGUGAUCCGGCUCGACGCGACCAACGCGGAUCAUACACAGUUCGUCGAAAUCGUAGUUCGAAUCGAAAGGAAAACAAAAAUACGGGGAACGAAAGGAAGGAGGACAAGAGAGGAAAACAUAGUGUGUGCGAGCAGUGAAACGUACCGCGCGUACGUUUCGUUCCACGUUCCCACCGUCCCUGUGUAGUCGUAUAACUUAUCGCGCGACAAGCAGACGCGCAAAAUCCCGAGGCGCACCUUCCGAAAACGACGGGAGCACCGCGCACAUCGGGCUACCAGGGAAACAGAGAGAGAUAGGUGAACAACAGGGAGGAGGAGGAGGAGGAGGAGGAGGAGGAGGAGAAGGAAGGAGCGCGAAGGUUAAAGAGGCGCGGAGUAAACGUAACAAACGGAAGGUCUGGGAGAGGAUCAACGAGAGGUAGAAGCCGCGCGUGGUGAUAAGUCGCGUGAAAGUGCGUGUCGUGUCGUGCCGUGACAUCGGAAGCCGUUGACACGCGAAGGAUCGAGUCGAGUCGAGGUGUUUUCCCAUUCGACGGGGCGAACGCAGGGAGAAGAUCGUUCAGGUGACGACGUGGUGACCAAAGGCGGAACAGCGAGAGAAGCGAGGCGGCUAUCGGCCAGAUCGGCUGCCAUUGCCACUGGUACUAGUGUUACCAUAGCCACUGCAACCCCGGACACGCGAGAGCGUUGUCAUAACGACAAGCCGUGCGCCGCGCGUCGCUAUGGAGGCCCAGAACCAGGAAAUCGUUGCGAGCGGUUCGCCAGCCGAGGUGCCGAACGAUCCAGGGAAAAUGUUCAUCGGUGGUCUAUCAUGGCAGACCAGUCCAGAGAGCCUAAGGGAGUACUUCACCAAGUAUGGGGAUAUCACAGAAGUCAUGGUCAUGAAAGAUCCUACCACGCGACGAUCAAGGGGCUUCGGAUUCAUCACGUUCGCAGAUCCCGCGAGUGUAGACAAAGUGCUGGCGCAGGGUAAUCACGAGUUGGACGGCAAGAAAAUCGACCCGAAGGUGGCGUUUCCCAGGAGAACACAUCCAAAGAUGGUGACAAGGACAAAGAAGAUAUUCGUCGGUGGAUUAUCGGCACCGACGACGCUGGAGGACGUGAAAAACUACUUCGAGCAGUUCGGCCCGAUCGAGGACGCCAUGCUGAUGUUCGACAAACAGACCAACAGGCACAGAGGUUUUGGCUUCGUCACGUUUCAAAGUGAGGAUGUGGUCGACAAAGUCUGCGAGAUUCAUUUCCACGAAAUCAACAACAAAAUGGUCGAAUGCAAGAAAGCACAGCCGAAGGAAGUGAUGCUCCCGGCGAACCUGGCGAAGACGCGAGCGGCCAACAGAGGCGCAUACGAUUUUAUGUGGUCCCUGGGAGCAUUACCUGAUGGUUUCCCAGCGGCGGCGUACGCGGCAUACGCGGCAAGCCGCGGCUAUUCUGGGUACCCUAGUUUCGGACUGCCCUACCCGACAGGAGUGCCGGCAGUGUACUACCACGGAACCGGAAGCGAGAACGCAAGCCGCGCGUAUACGGAGACACCGAUGCAACACGUCCAACGGACUGCGCUCCGGAAGAAAUUGGAUCUUACCAACGGACAGCUCACCCCCAACAACAACACGCCCUUGCUCACGCAAGCUCUUUCUGUGAUGAACAACUACCAGGCGGCCGCAGCGCAGGCCGGAUUUCCGCCGGCGUCGCCGCACGCGGCCGGUGGACAUGGUGGGCCACAGGGCCGGUCAUUUCCUGCGGCCAACUCGCCGGGCCCCAUCGACAUGUAUAGUUCAAGCGCCGCAGCCGCAGCAGCAGCCGCAGCCGCGGACUCAGCAGUCGCCAGCUACGUCCAGGCCGCAGCUAGUCCGCAGCCCCCUACGACCGCGUUCCCUGCGAUCGCCGUGUCUCGUGCCCCGCUCAACUACAGUCCCGGUCCUCUAAUACCAGCGGCGUUCACUAAUGGCUACCAUUGAGCCUUGUUAAGACCUAAUAACAGGAUGGACGAGAGGGCAGAGCGCAGCACGGUCGACUGACGGUACAAUGAGCGGUGUAAAUGCCUUGGAAAAAUUCACCAUGAUGAAUGAUCUCUGGACGGAAGAGGACGCGUACCAUCACGAGCAAUAAAACGAAGAAUCGCGAUUUAGGUAGAAGAAUAACGGUUUCCAACAAAAGGAGGCUUUCCGAUUUUGUAAACAUGAUCGAUCGAUUGCAACGAUCGAACGAAAAUAAUCGUGAUUUCCCAGCGGAGAAGAAAGAGAAUCAAAAUUGAAGAUAUUAGAAAAAAAAAAUCAAGUAAACUAAGAAAUGUAAAAAAAAAAAAAUAAAAAAAAAAUAAAAAAUAAAUUAAAAAUCAUUGAAAAGAUAAAAAUAUGAAAAAAAAUAUAUAUAUAUAUAGAAUUUAUAAAUCGCGAUACACGUCCAGAAAAUUUGCGAGAAAAGCAACAUGGUAGAGGGAGCGGAUUAAUAUAAGGAAAACGUAAAGGGCAGAAACUGCGUAAUGGUAGAUGUGGCCGAAACUGCGUAAUAAUGCCCGUUCUCCGACAUUAAUAAAGAAUAAUAUAUUAAUAAUAAUGAAUUAAAUUAAUAUUAUUAAUUGCUAAAUAAUUAAGCGACUAAGUCUAGAAUAUAUAAAUAUUAUAUAUAUAAAUAUAUGAAUAUAUAUAUAAAUAUAUAUAUAUAUAUAAAUAAUUGAUAAAUAUUAGACGAUAACGUAUGGAUCCUUAGUAUUUAAGGCAGACGAUAAAGUCGCGGAAGAAUACCAACUUACAUACGAAAAUAUUAUUAUAAUUACUGGUUAUUAUUGUAUAACACUAUGGCGAUUCUAAUUGAUUAUAACAAAAUGGAGAAAGAAGGAUGGAAAGCUGUGCGUCGUGUAAGCUCGCGCGCGUAGCCGUGCGCGUUAUACAUAUAUAUAAAUAUAUAAAUAUAAAUAUAAAUACAAAAAUACAAAUAUAAAUAUAAAUAUAAAUACAAAUAUAAAUAUAAAUAUAAAUAAUAAAAAAAUAUAAUUAUUAUAUACAUAUACGCGUAACUCCGUUCGCACCCGGGAAGAGAACCCGUCGUCUCUCUGUUGGGCUUUCGAAUUUUUUUUAGACAAAUAGCGGCGGAGUGAAGAGAGAAAGAGAGAGAAAGAGAGAGAGAGAGAGAAGCAAAAUAAAUAAAUAAAAAUAAAAUAAAAUAAAAAAGAUGUACAAGAAAUUUUUCGAGUAGCGUGAGUCGACGACAAGGAGGAGCACACUACCCGACACGAAUGUUUGAAGGGUAGUGUCGGGCCGGAAGGGAGAUUUGGGAGACGAGACGACGAGGGCGCUAGGCAGGCCAAGAGUGGGCUUCGCCCUUUUCCUUUGUUUCUUGCGCGCGCGUGUCCGCCACUUCUCAGCGUGCUCUUUGCCGACUGAAUGCCGGAAUGGCACUUCUCUCUCGCGUCCCGUCGUUGAAGCACUUUUUCCCUUUUCCCGGGUGUGCAACGAGGGAGAAAAGAGGACGAAUAAAGCACGGAAAGAGCAAGGAGAGGGAGGUUGCGUACAUAGACGUAGGCACGCGUGUUACACGGAUGACGUGACGCUGUUUGCAUUGCUUAUCGUGCGAGGGAUGAAAGGAAAAAAAAAAAAAGAAAAAAGAAGAGAAAGGGAAGAGAAAACGCGGGGGCCCUCGAGCCAAGAUCGACGGAUUGGAACUCGCGAGGCUCUAUGUAAGUUAUAGGAGCGAACAGAGAGAGAGAGAGAGAGAGAGAGAGAGAGAGAGAGAGAGAGAGAGAGAGAGAGGAAGGAAGAGAGAGAAUGAAACAAUAGGGAGAAAGACGAAAAAUGGAAAUGAAUACUGCUUUUAAGAUGCGUAUCGAUGAGGGGAGAAGAGACGGUCAUCGUGAAGAAUACUAUUCUACUAGAGAAGAAAGAAGUGAGAGAGUACAUUAAACAUACAUACAGGGUCGCGAGAUCUAUGUAAAAGGACGCUAGGCCUCCGAACGUUGCAUCGUUCAAAAUCUGUAUCCUAUCUAGUGGCGAAAACCGAUGACCGGUGAAUUUCACAGGCUAUUGUGUAGCUGUCCAAUCGAUUAGUUACAUUAACCUCGGCCCAUACAUACAUAUUACACGCGCGCGAAUUAUUGUACCAUUGAUUUACCAUAAUGGCAGCUAUGCAUGACCCUAUGGAUGAAAGCCAGCUAUGGAAACACGAGCAAUGUUCGACGGCACGCAUUUCACACAAGCUCACUGUGAACAUACAUAAUAAACCAUCCAUACACUCCCAUGUUCAAUCUGUACACGCAUUAUACACACACACACACACACGACCCGAAACACAAUAUUAAUAUACGCUUUCAUACGCGUCCGCGGCUUUUUAAACAAAUUAUAAAAACACACGCCUAUAUAAAAAAAAUAUAUAUUAAUACAAAUACACACAGCUACGCAACAACAGGAAGAACCACAUACGCAACCAUCAAGUUACGCGAGGCAAGAUGCUGUUAAGAGGAGAACAAAUAUAUAUUAUACAAACAUACGCGUGUAUUCAGUCAUUAUACCGUGCGUCCGUAUAUGUACAGAGCGUUAGUUAACGGCGAGAUAUCGUGAGAUAUCGUCAAAAUGCGCCAGUGCGUGAGUAAAAGCGGAAAUUAAGAGUAACGCGUGCGAUAACGAUGAUAAUUUCGAGACGAAGCGAGAUUGUGCGUCUUCUAUAUACCCCUGUGUGCGAGAAAGAGUGAGAGAGAACGUGGUGAUACGUGUGUGCGAGCGAGAGAAAGAGAGAGUCAUUAAAUCUUUAAGAUCGAGGAACAUGGUCAUCUGAAAAUGCCAUUUGCGAAUUAAAACGAAGAAGAAGAAGAAGAAGAAGAAGAGGGGGGAAAAAACGAAAAGGAGAAAAUUAUAAAAUUUAUGCGAGCUAACGUAGCGUUGAACGUGAGAGAACAAUAAUCGCGUAUGGUAGCCUUAAUCAGGGAAUAACUUUGACAUCAAAAGAUUCUUGCGUUUUUUCGCGCUUAAAAAAAACAUUUUGCUGAUCAAAUGGACAAAGGGCGCGAACGGGGAUACUCCAUUCGAUUAUUCGUAAUUGGUCUAGGUUAAAAUAUUAUGUAAUAUCAUACGGGAAACAGGGAGGUAUAAUUUUAUUCCUUUCGUUUUUCGGCGCACGUGUAUAUUUUGUAAAACCUAACUUAAAUCUUCGAGAAAGGGUUCAGAGGGCUUGAAGGGCAUCGCGACGCUCGGAUCUUCCUGCUUCUGAAGGGGAGAGAUUGAAAAAAAGGAAAGAAAAAACAAAAAAAAUAAACCGUCGACGUGCAUAAACUCAUUCCGCGGAUUAUAUAAUUCGAGUUUUUUGUUGAUAUAUUGCUGAUAAAAACUGUUUUCGUACGAUACUAUUAUUGCUAUUAUUAAAUUCGCCAAGCGAGAGUCAACGAGCGAUUAUUAUAAUUAUAAUUAUUACGAAACGACGGAUAUAUGUGCGACAAUUCUAGGUACGGUUAUUAUUGUAUUCAACAACAGGGUAAAAACAAAAAGAAAAAAAAAGAGAAAAGAAGAAAGAAUUGAAAAAUAAGAAUGAUUUUAAAUUGUGGGACGCGUGUCACGUCGAACGGCGGCCAUUUUGUUUUCCUGUGCGCGGGUGUGCGCGCGCACGAUGAGAAAAAAAUUCAAACAAAGGAAAGAAAAAAAAAGAAAAGAAGAAGAAGAAGAACGAAUAAACAAACGAGUCAAUUCUUACGAACGUUAGCAAUACUUCGUCAUGACCAUAAAGGAUAAAAAUGGCAAAUAAUGAACGAAAAAAAAGAGAAACUAAUAAUAAUAAUAAUAAUAAUAGUAAUAUACACGAGUAAACUAUAUCGCGGAUAAACUUAUAUUCAUUCUUAAGUUGGUGACGCGUACACGCGUGACGAGUGAUCCUCGCUCGUUCUCAGAGAAGAAAGAAAAAAGAAAGUGAUGAGGGACGAAAUUGUAGAAAGAAACGUACGAACUGAAAGGAACUGAAACUAAUUGCAGUAUCUUCAACGCUGAAAAUGCUGAUUUCUUGCAAACGAAACAAAAUGGUAGCUGCUUCGUUACGCCCCAAGAUUAACAUUAAACGCGUGUAAAACAAAUAAAGUUAUACCGGAUCAAAUCGAUUGAGGUAUCCAUGCAAAUAAUUGUUUAAUUAGAAAAAUUAAAGUAAAAGGUGCAAUAUAAAAAAUACAGACGUACACGUUUCAAAAAUAAUUGGUAUUUUGUUGGAUAGAUUGUACAUUACAUAGACAGGGCGAUGCUGCUUUCAAACGAGUGCAAGAAACAAGCGUUUCAUCGACGACGUACUAUUCCCAUUUUUUAUUUUUCAAACUUAGCAAGCUUUGCUUUUUAAAAUUGUAGGAGAUUAAGCGAGUUUUAUGAAUGAAACGCGACAUAAUCGGAUGGAAAACACGAGAACAAAUGUGCACUCAAUGGCAAUUAUUUAACAAAUAUUUUCUAUAUUUUCUUUAUUCUUUCGAUACAUUGAUGAUAGACAAAUAAACGAGCGUUAAAUACACGCAUCGGGCGCUUCAUACAUUGCUAAGUAUCGUCAGUUGUUAGUUAGACGGAGAAUUGGACGUCGAGCGGAGAAAAAGCGUGACAAGAUAGAGAGAAAAAGAAAAAGAAAUAAAAUACAUGAGAACAUAAGCAUCAGCUCAAAGAACGUAAAAUAUAAUGAGAUUCGUAUAUAGAUUUUAGGGACGGCGACGCGCAAGAUCACAGAAAGAUGGGCAAAAAUGAGGAAACGUAGAGAGCAUCCAGCAGAAGACAGUCAUAAUUAAAUGUACAAGUUGUAACUUUUCGCAAUUAGGAUGAAAGGCGUGUCGAAAGGAUUUUAGGUUCCUGGGAAUGAUCAUUUAUUGCGCCUUUUAUAAUUAAUACUAAUUCGUUCGUUUAAGGAUAUACAAUUUUAUUACGGUAUAUAUCAUGGAGAAAUGUGAUAAUUGUUAUUAUCUUUGAUUGUUAUAAGUAUUUUAGAAUUUUUAAAUUAAUUUUAAACAUAAUUUUAGUCUUUACUUAUUUUUAUACGUUUUGAAAUUCUUCUUUUCGAGUGAAUCAAUCGAUACAUUGGCAGGAACCUGAGCAACUUUCAACAAGAAUCCUCUAAAAAGAGAAUUAUAUAUAAAUAUAUAAAUAUAUACAUAUUCGAAAGAGAAGUCUACGAUCAAUUAUUAAUUAGAGCAAAGAAAACAAACAAAAAUGCGAUCGAUAUACAAGCAAAUUAAUAUGCGAAAGAGAAUAAAGAGAAAACAUAAAAGAGAAGAUAAGGAUGUCGCGAGACGUAAAAUAGAGAAGACAAGCGUAGGGGAUGAAAAUAAAAGCGAAACAAGAGCAAACAAAAUAUAUGUGAAGUACAGUCUCUACGCGUUUAUAUUUAUAAAUAUGAAAUACAUUAAUAUUGAAAUAUUACGUCUAUAUCUACAUUUAGUAUAUAUAUAAAUAUAUAUAUAAAUAUAAAUAUAAAUAUAUAUAUAAAUAUAUAAAUAUACAUAUAUUGAACGAUUAAGAAAGGCAAGAAAUAUAUUAUGACUAUAUAUAUAUGAUAACUGAUUAAGGCGACAAACAGACAAAAUAAAAAAUAUGAGGAUUAUGGAAGAUGAACAGAUAUAUUGAGACAUUGUUUUAUGCAUUUGUAUAUAUAUAUAGUUAUUGAUGUUUUAAAAGCUAAUAUACAUUAUUGUACUGAACAAUUUUUCGAUUAUCAUCACCGAUGAUCGUGGGAGGAGAGCCGAGCGGGGGUGCAAAAGGGGUGGGUGAGGGUAGGGCAGGGGUUGGGAGUUAGAUGCAAAGAAAGACGCGAAAAAAAAGAAUAGGAAGAUAAGAAAAAGGGAAAAGAAAUACGAGGGAGGCGAGCUCGUUGUACGAUGCAGUCCAGUCUUUUCUUGUUUUGCAAUACUUAUUCGUUUUUUUUUUUUUUUGCGAGACGGAGAUUUUUUCUGUCGAAUUUUUCCAUGGAAAAAAAGGUUGAAAGGAAAGAGUAGGACAUGAUGGCGAUGUAAAAGAUCAAAACAUCAUAAUGCUCAUCGACCGGGCUCGAUCACUCGUCGCGCAAUUAACACGCUCACACGUACUACAUUCUACACUUCUACAUUGUACACGUAUGAUAGACACACAUACAAACACCAACACGUAUAUAUAUAAAUAUAUAAAUAUAAAUAUACACGCGUAUAAAUAAUAAGUAAUAAUUAACGAUAAUCGAAAAAAAUAUAAAUAUAAAUAUAAAUAAUAUACACAGCGUGAGAAGAGAAUAGGAGAAUGGAAAAAUGUAUUGUAAAGAGAGUGCGAGGAAGAUGUUAAUCAAGUGAAUAAUCGAUUAUUGUCAUUCCGUGAUUGAAUAGUGAACUUGGAAAUCAGAAGCACACGACUGACAAAUAUCUUCGUUGCGAUAGGUAUGCGCAAACACACGUAUACAAUGAUAUAUUGAAAAUGGGUGCAAUGAAUUAUAAAAUAGAAAAAUCACUUUAUAAUAUUUAAGUCUUAUCGGCACUCGAGUGCAAGUAGAGGUUAUAAGUGAUGUUUCCAUUGUACAUGUUAUAUAUCGUUAAUAACUAUCAUUAUUAUGAAAAUUAUUGUUUUUCUACAGAAUGUGUAAAAAAGCAUAUAAAGGGAUAUCUUAUUUUAUCAUUUUAUUUCCACACGAGAUGCAAGACAAUUUUCGUUAAUUAUCUCGUUUCCGUGUUUAUAUUUUUUUAAAUAUCGUUUUUUCAACUUCGACCACCUCGCGUUAAACAAAAGUUAAAGUAAUCGCGAAAUUAGAUCAUACGAUAUUUCGUAGAGAAUAACAGCAAUAUCGAGUAAUAAUUUAACGAAGACGCCAUUGCGAGCAAAUUCGACAUAAUCAAGCGUAUUUAAGCCGUUUUGCAAUUAAUGGACCAUGUUGUACGAGAAUGAUUAUACAACUAUUAGGAAAUAUAGUACGCGGGCUUGAACGCAACAUGGUUCACUAAUGUUCACGUAGAAAGUUCAGUCUGUUUGCGCUUUACCCAACAGCAAUAGUUGUUCGCGCAUAAAUGAUCGUUCAUCAUUUUGAGAUAAUGUUUCUCGUUCAGUCUGUAUUUAGUGAUAAAACAUAUUAACUGUUCCGUAUUUGGAAGCGGACGAAUAGAGUGGCCCAAAACGAUUCAAAUUUUAGAUUUUAACGAACGUUCUUUUUAAUUGUAUCACUUUCUAAUCCGUACAAUUGUUCUAUACACGAUACGCAAACACACACACAUAUACACAGGUACAUCCAUAUAGAUAUCUUCAAUUACACACAAAUUUUUCUGCGAUACAACGAGAACAAUACGAUCUUCGAUACAAAUUUACACAGGGAGAUACACUUAUUAUACACUUUGAAUAAUCUCGUCCAAUUGUAAACUAUACCACACGCAAAUAAAAUUACACCGGUAAUUACAACACAAGUUACAUCAAGCAUAAAAACAAAAGUGAAACGAUUAAGAGAUAUAUAAUAUAAAAACCAAAAAAAAACAUUAAAAAAAAAAAAAAGAAAAAGUUUUACUUCGUCUCACGGAUUCGUCGAUAUCGAUCCUUCGAUCACUUUCUACGCACCCUCUAUUUCUUGACUGCUGAUAUGUUUCCUAGAACGGCUAGUUUAGCGUACUUUUCGCUGUGCGACACGAAUCUGCGCAUUUCCGUUUUUGGUUUCCUCAGAUGAAAGCUGACGGCUACAGACGACACACAAAGCGUUUUAUCUUGUGUUACGUGGAAGAGGAACACGUUACCACGAUAUUUCGAGGAAUAAAAGAAUAAAAAAAAUAAAAAAGAAAUAAAAAAACAACCCCCGUCGCUCUGUGCGUUAUGUGACUGGGUGGGGAGAGAGAAAGGGGAGAGAGAGGGAGGGAGAGAAAGAGGCGGAGAGCGUGAAGAAGAGCGAAAGAGAAACAGAGAGAGAGAGAGAGAAAGAGAGAAAAAGAGUGAAUGGGAAAAAAAAAUCGAACUCGCAGAAGUCCGUAGAUAGAUAGACAAUUUUCGAAACAACGUUUUUGUGCGUAUAUUGACAAGAUCGUUGCUGCGACCUGACACGAUAUACAUAUACAUAUUUAUCCGAGCGUUUCUCUGCUGACUGACUUAUCCCUCUCUCUUGGAACCUUGUUCGUAUAUUCCUCGAUUUCCGAUUUCGAUUUUUAAACCUGUUCGAGUCGCGUUUGGUAAACAAAAAAAAAAAAUAAAAAAAAUGGCGGACAGAGGGAAACGCUCCGGCGAGUACACGAUUCGAUCGAUCGAAUCACUUGGUCAAGUCAGUUGUAAUUAUAAUCGAUCGAUCGGGAUCGCGGUGUUCGAUCGGUGUUUUUUCUAAGUGGAACGUCGCAGCCAAAGACAUAGGCUAAAGGAUCCUAAAUAGGAUGUUAUUUUUAUUCGCGCGUCACGGGAACACGUGAGAGCCAAAAGAGCUCGUUUAUUAUAAUUACAAUUAUUAUUAUAAUUAUUAUUAUUAUUAUUAAUACCGAUAUAACAUUUAUUUUCUUUUUUUUCUUUUUUUUUUUUCUUUUUUUUUUCUUCCCUUGUUGAUUUUGUAUUAUCUUAUUGUAUUGUAAUAAUAAUUAUCACUAUCGUUAUUCGAUUAUUAUAAAGAACCGAGUAAUAUUAUUGUAAUACGCGGCCCGUUAUAAUUUUCUAUAAUUGCAAUAAUCCACUCUGUUGUAUACAAUCGUCUUUGAGCCGAUCAUUUCGUUUACUUCGAGUUUUUAUCGAGGAGAGACGCGACUUGGAGAAAUCGUGCGGCCAACAUUAUAUCUGUUCCAGAAUUUAGAAAAAAAAAAGAUAGAUUUACUCGCAGAAUACUUCAUAAGAGAUAUCAAUUUUAUGAUCCGUGUUACAAGCCAGUUUUAAUCAAUUAAACAAAGAUCUCCAAGCGAUUUUUUCGAGUCGCGAUUUAAUGAAAUGUGAACAUAACCCCAUACGAUAUAUAUGUAUAUAUAUAUAUGUAUACAUAUAUACAUAUAUACGCGCACGUAAAGCAUAAAAUAUUACGAUUAAGUAUAUAAUCAUGUAAUUACACGUGCACACGUUCGGAUGAGCAGUUUACACGUAAUCUGUUAAUAUUCUUCCUGCGUGCAGAACAAGGAUAUAAACAGCCACGAGCUUCGAUGAAGUUUUGCUAACCAUCGUACAGUAACACCAUAAUAAGAGUAUCAUAUAUUUUUCCUUUUUUAUUCGACAUUCAUCGUUAUACUCACGUUAUACGUCAUUUUCGAUACCAAAUUAUUAAAAUCGGCCAACUUAUUUAGCUGGUUCUAUGCUUUAAAUCUCGCUGAAAUAAGAUCGAAUACUUGAUCGAUAUCCAAUUCUCGUACGUUUUAAAGAAAAGAAAAAAGAAAAAAAUAUUUAGCAUUUUGCAAAUUUUUACAAUCGUAUUUUUUUCUUUCCAUAAUAACGAAAGGCUAAUCUUAACGAGUAUCUAAGAUACGUUUCAUUUUAACGAAUAUACUUUUUCCAUGACCGAAUCGAAUCGAUUACGGAGCGAGUAUUCCAUUUACAAUAUCGAUAAAUUUUCAAUAUUAUUGAAAAUCGACCGAGAUGUCGAUUCAUCAAUACGAUUGUAUCCCCCACUAUUACUCGUGACGUUCUUCGUUUAUCUUAUUAUUAUGUCGUCGUUCCAGUUUUAUUCCACAAACGAUCGGUAUCCCGUUUGUGCAACUCGUGAAAUAACGGCCACUAUGCCCUGUUCGUUCCUCCUACUCGCUCUUCGGUCUGAUUCACUGUGAUAACGAGUGUGCUCGAAUCGGUCAAGCAAAGAAAUUGUUAUAGAUGCUUCUACUAGAUGCUCGUUUUCUUCGAAUGGUGAUAAUCAAGAUAACGCGAUAAUUAUCUUCGAGAUGUCGAAUGUUCGAGAUGUUUUUUUCUAAUGGUCGUGGCCGAUAAACGAGAAAAUAUAUAUAUAAAUAUAUAUAUAUAUAUAUAUUUCGUUAGAUUCGAGAAGCACGUAUGUACGUAUUUAUUGCUUGUUUUUCAAUUUGCAUAUCGUGUUGAUCUACGAGAUCUAAAAAUUGUUUUAAUGCUGUAUCGUAUCACCAAUUUUCUCGGACUUGCAAAUAUCUUCCCUUCUUUCGCUUCUAUCAGCUGAAUCGAUCGAUCAUUACGCUGUAAUAAUAACUGUAUUAACUUCGUGAAUUGUCUCACUAUAUACCUUCCUUAAUUAGUUAAUUUCCUUCGCGAUGCAAAAUACGAACAGGUCACGUAAACGUAUACCUCGAACACAACCGAAUAAAAUACGAGCACAAUAAUUUCAUUCAUUUCUUCCGUAAGGUAAAAUGAAAAAAUGAAAAAAAAAAAGAUGAAAAAAAAAAAAGAUUUAAACGAACGAAAAAAUACAAGAAGUCUGAGAAACAAUUUUUUGUCGAUUUUUUUCGACAAGAUCGAAACGUUUUAAAACAAAACAAAACAAAUAAUAAUAAUAAUAAUAAUAGUAAUAAAGGAACUGCAUCGUGAUCGUUGUGUGCAUGUGUGAGAAGCGAACAAAAAGAAAUGAGUUCACGAGAAUUUCAAGACACUCGCUUUUAUCCCGUUCGUCGUUGUCCUUACUUUUGUGAUAUGUAUUUUCGUUGUCGCGUGAAACAACCGAGGAACACCGAGUGUUUUCUGUGUACACGGCAUGUUAUGAAUUACAGGGAGAGUCUUAGAGUCUCGUCGUUCACAUUGUCGAAUUAGAGAACCAUAAAAAAAAAAAAAAAUAAUUGCGAUUUUGUUUAAAAAAAAAAAAUGAAAAACGCAAAUAGACAAAAAGGGAACGGAGCAAAGGUUUUUAAAAAUAUUUUUUACGACGCCUCGCGAGAAAAUACAAGCAAAAAAAAAAAAAAGGCGGAUUUGAUGAAUAGCAUGAAAGAACGAACGGAAGCUCGGCGGUAUGGUACAGCUUGCAAUGAGAAAACUUGCAAUAUAACAAGCAAUAAAUAAGCCACUUUUAAUUCCAUGUAUAUCAAACAAUUAUGUGGAUGCUUAAUGAGAUUUAUUGAAUUAAACGAGCAAAAAGAAAAAAAAAUGAAAAAAAAAAAUAAAUAAAUAAAUAAAUAAUAAUAAUAAAGCCAAGAACUAAGACGAAAUACCGAUUUUACAUAUUCUUACUAAUCGUAAACGAUUACAAUACGUAUAGCGACAUACUAAAAAUUAUACGAUUAUGUAUCGAUUUAAAAAGAGCAGAUUAAAAGAAAAUGGUAAAUAAAAUAAUUAUUAUAAACUAAAAAGCAAAAAAAAGCAGUACGGGCUGCAGGCGUGCAUCGCCGCGCAGACGUGUAAUGUCUAAUCUAUAUAAGUACGUAAAAGUUUCAAUUUUACACUACGAUAAUAAUGACAUAACGGUAAGGUUCUAUAUAAGAUAUAAUGAUGAUUUAUAAUAAUUAUAACGUUGUACAGAAUAUUUAUGAAAGGUGCGCUGCUGGCGAAAGAGCCGCGCGUUUCUUUGUGUGUUCGUUGAUCGCGAACGCGAGAAAAAAAAUUAAAAAUUAAAAUAAAAAAAACGAGAAGAAGAAAUAAGGAUAAAUGAAAAAGAAAAGUGAAAAAAAGAUAAAAAUAGGAGCAAACAAAUGUGGGACGUUUGCUUUUUACGUAAUCAAUAAAAUUUGUUCGAAUUAUUCAUGAUUUGAAAUCGUCGAUAGAUUUUUCACGAUAUGAACGAACAACGCGCGACUCUCUAUCCAAAAGCGGCCAGACUAUAAUGGAUGUUUUGUAAGAUAAAGCAAAACGAUCACGGAUUAUAUUGAGAUCGCGUUCAGAGAAAUGUAUAGUCGAUUGCGUAUUCGGGAUAGCUCGAAUUUACUCGACGACGCUUUUCUCGUUGAAGGAAUAAAUAAAAAGUAAGAAAAGAUGAUAAAAUAAAAAAAAAAGUGAAAGGGAAAGAGAAGAAAAAAAUACGAAAAUCGCGGCUCUUUUCUUCCGCGAAUAUAUUCGAGCGUAGGAGCGAGAUGUGCCGUCGAAGGGCGAAAUUGCGGUCCUUAAAAAUUUAAACCUAAAAGAGUAACAAAAAGAUGCAAAAAAAUUUAAAAAUUAAAAAAACAAAAGCGAGACAAAAUAGUGAACAAAAGAUAGAAAGUGAGAGAAUUUAUCCGCCGCAGAUAUGCGGCAUAAGAAAGGGCCGAUAAUCUAAUUCAUUGUGUAUGUAUACAGACAAAAAAUAAAUAUAAUAUUGCGAUUAUAAAUAUUAAACUAAUAAAGAAUAACAAUAUUGUACCCCUCUGUACAUAUAAAUAUAUAUUAUAAUACGAUGAUUAUUACUAUAUGAUUUAUUAUAAAUAUAUAUACAUAAAUAUAAAUAUAUCUCAUGAAUUCACAUUAUUAUGUUUAUUAUUGUUUACUUAUUAUUAUUAAAAUUAUUAUCAUUGCGAUGAUAACGAGGAUGAUGAUGAUGAUGAUUAUUAUUAUUAUUAUAAUAAUAUUAUUAAUAUUUAAGAAAAGGUUCACAACGUGCCGUGUGUAUGUGGGAAUAAAAUAUAUAAUAUAAUGGACAUUGUUCAAUUCAAUCUAA